AACGACGCAAGGCUUACGGGACAGGUUAUUUCGGUUGGAUUGUGGGGCGGUAUAUAAAAACCGAACGUAUUAUCUCAUCUUCAUUCGAGUUCGAUUCUUCGUUCUAGUCGCAACACUAGGUUUUUUUUUGUUCCAGCAGACAAUGCGCGCUAUUGUGUUAUUCUCCGCCUGUCUGGCGCUUGCUUCCGCCGACAUUGGCCUGAAGCUGCGUCAAGCUGCUGCCGCCAGUGGACAGGGCCUGUCUAGCUACGAUGUUGGCCAGGGUUCCGUAUCGGUUGACUACUCUCCCAGCAGCUUCGAUCAGACCGUUGUAGGAGGUGCCAGUGCUUCGAGCGCUGCUGAUGCUCGUUCUGGAUUCGGAGGAGCUGGAUUCGGUGGAGCCGUCUCCGGUGCAAACGCCAAUGCCUUCGGUGCUUCCAAUGCCUUCGGUGGUGGUGCUCAAUACGAUGCUGGAUUCCAGGCCGGACUUGCCGCUGGACGUGCUGCCCUAGCAUCCUCAAGUGCUAACGCCAACGCUGGAUCGUUCACUGGUGGAUUCGGUGGAGCCGGUGCUAAUGCUGGAGCUGGUGCUUUCGGUUCUUCUGGAGCUGGUGCUUUCGGUGGUGCUGGUGCUGGUGCCUCUGCCAAGGCUUCUGCCGGUGCUGGAGUUCGUUACAUCACCAAGCCAGAAAUCGUCAAGAAGCACUUCUACUACCACGUUGCCCCUGAAGCCGAGGCUGAAGCCGAAGCCGAAGCUCGCGUUGAAAUCCAACCCCAGACUCACUACAAGGUUCUGUUCAUCAAAGCCCCAUCUGUGUCCGCCGCCGCCGCUGCCCGUGCCGCCGCUCGUACCCGCACCCAGGAGAAGACCAUCGUCUACGUUUUGGUCAACAAGCCAGAAGCCGGAGCCAACUCCGCUGCCGAUGCCGCCGUCGAUACCUACGCCAGUGCCAAGCCAGAGGUCUACUUCAUCAAAUACCAGGGCAAGAACGCUGGAGCUGGAGCUGGAGCUGGUGCUACUGCUGGUGCUUCUGCUGGUGCUAACGCCGGUGCUUCCGCUGAUGCUUUCGGUGCUGCCAACGCUGGAGCUUCUGGAUUCGAUGGAGCCUCUUUCCUGUCCGGUGCUAAUGCUGAUGCUGCUGCCUCUGCUUUCGGUGGUGCCUCUGCUUUCGGUGGUGCUUCGUCUGGAGCUUCCUCGUUCGAUGCCAGCAGCGGUGGAACUACCUUCGGUAGCACUCCAACCUUCCUGGGUGGUGCUGAUGCCUCUGCUUCAAGCGGUUCCUUCGCUGGCGUGAGAACCGAUGCCGUCGAUUCUUCGUCUGUCGGUGAUGCUGGAUACACUGCUGGAUUCACCGCUGGUGCUGCCGCCGCCGGAGCUUCCUCUUCGUCCUCGUCGUUCGAUGGUUCCUUCUAAACACGGACUUAGAUACCCAAGCCAAUGCCCCAAAUGAGAAUUGACCGAUCAGUGGAAGAAUGACACAGGGAAUCUUAGGGAUGAAUAAAAUAGGUUUAUUUUUCUUUAGGAUCUUCGACGAACAAUGCGCGAAUGCGAGAACGAGUGAGAGCUAGCGAGAGAUGAAACAAGAAUCAUGUUCCAAAUACGACUGCCAUAAUAGCUAUAUGUUAGGCAAAGAACAAGCUAUAGAGAGAAAGACGCCAACUUUGUACCAUAAAUAAGCCUUGUGAGAUUAAUUUUAACUAAUGACCUGCAAAAUAUAAAUUGUAAAUUUGAAA
Messenger RNA from Aedes aegypti (yellow fever mosquito), 1713 nucleotides. Its product is annotated as fibroin heavy chain-like. The transcript has 2 exons. The coding region runs from base 143 to 1393 and encodes 416 amino acids. The record is from RefSeq and is a predicted model, not a curated record. NCBI's taxonomy places the organism in Eukaryota, Metazoa, Arthropoda, Insecta, Diptera, Culicidae.